AUGGCAUUGAAGCAGGGUGGUUACACCAACAAGGGUGAAGAAGUGAUGGCAUCCCUCACGCCAUCAACAGAUGUUCCGUCCUCAUCAAUUCCUCACACGGUCGGCAUCACAGAUGACACAAUCGUGAAGGUCUACCAGUUGGAUGAUGACAAGUUUGAUGAAUUCCUAAGCACAACCAGCAUUGAGGACUUGGCGAAGCACUGCCAGUCAUCCAGCAUUGUGCUGAAACAUUUGUUCAACCGCGUGGACCUGAUGAAGAAGAAGGUGAAGCUGUUUGAAAGCAACCAGAAGAAAGAGGAACGCUUGAAGAUGAAGAAGCACUUGGAUGAGGAGAAGAAGAAAGAGAAGAAGAUGGAAAGGGAGACCAGUGUGAACCUACGCAUUGACCACAACAACCAGGUUUUCCGCGUGGCAGUUCAGUUGAAGUCAACUGUGGGAGACCUACGCCGUGAGAUUGUACGUGCCAUGGGGUUGCCUCGCACUCAUGCUACGAAGUGUGUGUUGAACUACAAGGAGGUUGAGAUUUCACAACACCCGAGGCGCUGUUUGUCAACCUACAAGGUGAUGGAUGAUGACUACAUGGUCGCAACCUUCGUCUUUCCGGCAUCCACAUCAAAGCAGGUGCACAUCUUGGGCGAGGACUUCACAGCAACCAUUGCAGGCGACCCUGACGAGAUUGCUUCGAGCAUCCAAGACAUCAUGGAGAACGGCGAGGUCUCUUCUGAUAGUGAGGAGUCAGAUGACUGA
Molecule: messenger RNA, 747 nt
Organism: Effrenium voratum
Lineage: Eukaryota; Dinophyceae; Suessiales; Symbiodiniaceae
Source: the annotation of a GenBank genome assembly